Saccoglossus kowalevskii is the source of this 749-nucleotide messenger RNA. Its product is annotated as coiled-coil domain-containing protein 158-like. NCBI's taxonomy places the organism in Eukaryota, Metazoa, Hemichordata, Enteropneusta, Harrimaniidae. The record is from RefSeq and is a predicted model, not a curated record.
GUUUGGACAUCUAUUCGUGAUCCCAUGUUUUAUAUCGGAUUUUAAAACAUCGCUCAUCACACUCGCAUAUUCAGGUGCACAUUAUUCGCUGACAUUUGCGUGUAAACAAGGACGCCUUCAAAUCGACAGAUGACCCCAGGUCGCUCAAAAUGGCGACUGCUUCACCAGCUGGGCUGACGGAAAGUGUACCUUCCGGUGCCGAGGGAUCUUCAAGGCCGCCAUCGCGAGGGAAAACGAGACCGACAAGUAACGAUUAUGCUGAGCAAAUUAGAAAGUUGGAGCAAAAUGCAGAAAAAUUGCGAUCUAGCAGCAGUUUGCCAGAUUUAAGCGGUGAUAUUCAAAAAAGUGACGGUGCCGGUGCCAAUGGUGAUCAACCCUCAGCAUUUGGUGUGUCUGGAGUCGCUAGUAAAAUACACGAUGAUUUGGAGUUAAUUAGGACAGAUAUGCAGCAGCAGGUUAGUAAACUAGAUAGUUUUCAAACAGAACUCAGCAAAACUACAACACAGAUGGAUACCAUCAAAGCAGAAUUAAAACAACAGCAGCAGGAGGAUGAAUGUGUAAUACCAAAAGUUACCAAUCCUCUUGAUAUGCUAAGAAGUUUACGAGAAGACAACAGCACUGUCACUGAUCUCAGGUAUAUAAAUACUGGAAUACUCAUCAAAUAUUCACCACUAGAAAUGUCAACAUUUCCAUCAGUUGAUCACCGACUUGCAAAAUUUAGGAUAAUUAUUUUUGACAUAAUGCCAUAA